AAGAGGUGGAUCUUUUUCUGUCGCAAUGUCGGGAGGUCGUAAGCUGAGCUCCUCCGUUAGUCGUUUUUUAGGAGUCUUUAGUUCUAUGUGCCGAGGCACUCUGGCCGACCAUCCUCGCCUAACUUUGUCGGCGGUUUUUUCAGAAAGUCAGCCUGGUUGGACUCUGCCAUGGGUUUCCAGUGAAAACAGAACCAAGUGGCCAAAAUCUUGUAGGAUGACCUUUCCCUAUUUAAAUAGAAUGAAAUGUUACAGGUACCCAUGGACAAGACUGUACAGUACUGUGCAAAGCACUGUAGACAGCAGUGAGGUGAAAACCUUCCAAGCCCUGGCUCAUAGGUGGUGGGAUGAGCAAGGAUUAUAUGCACCUCUUCAUUCUAUGAAUGACCUGAGGGUGCCAUUUAUUAGAGACAAUCUUUUGAAAAAUGUUGCUAAUCACCAGCCAGGAAAACCUUUGUCUGGGAUGAAGAUUCUUGAUGUUGGCUGUGGUGGUGGAUUGCUAACUGAACCUCUAGGGCGGCUUGGGGCUUCAGUUAUUGGAAUUGAUCCUGUGGAGGAAAACAUUAAAACAGCACAGAGGCAUAAAUCAUUUGAUCCAGUCCUGGACUCAAGAAUAGAGUACAGAGUGUGUUCCCUGGAAGAGAUUAUGGAAGAGGCCACAGAAACUUUUGAUGCCGUCGUAGCUUCCGAAGUUGUAGAACAUGUGAUUCACAUAGAAACAUUUAUACAGUGCUGCUAUCAAGUAUUAAAACCUGGUGGUUCUUUAUUCAUUACUACAAUCAACAAAACACAACUUUCCUAUGCCUUAGGAAUUGUUUUUGCAGAGCAAAUUGCAGGUUUUGUACAGAAAGGUACUCAUACGUGGGAGAAGUUUGUUUCACCUGAAAAGCUAGAGAGUAUUCUGGAAUCAAAUGGUCUGUCAGUUCAAACUGUGGUGGGAAUGCUCUACAACCCCUUCUCAGGCUACUGGCAUUGGAUUGAAAAUACCAGCCUGAACUAUGCAGCUCACGCAGUCAAACCCAGUGUGCAGGAACCUCCAGUGCCUACAGAGGGUGUUUCAAAGGGGGAGACCGAAGAACACCAAGCGAAAGCUCCCACAAACCCAGGUGCACAUGAAGAACUGAAGAAAUGAAUUGUUUCUGAGGACUGUCAUAAUAUAGCUUGAAAAUUUGAUAUUUACAAAUACAAAAAAAUAUAUAAUUUAUCUUCUGAGAAAGAAUCAAUAAAACAGCUUGGACAAUAAAAAAAGCUUUGGGCUAAAGAUUUUGUUGUUAAUACCUAAUUGCUACUUUCAAGGGAUUAGUCUAUGUUUAAAAAGUUUUGCCAAGCUAUUAUGUAACAUAGGAGUUUAAGUUCUUUAGCCUUUGAUAUAAAAAUAGGAUAUGCAUAUUUUUUUUUCAUUUUACAGAUUACAUAUAUUUUUUGCAGCAUGUAUUUGCAUACAUAUAUGCUACAAUGGGUUUUAAUGUAAGGGAAUCCAUAUCCAUAUUUGGUUUUAGUUGAAGGCAGUCAUGCUUCUGACUAAUGAAAACUAAAUAUCAUUUUAUUGGGGAAGAUAAAAUAUUUUUUUCCUUUAAAUUUUACUUUGUCAGAAAGCCACGGGUUAAGUCUGUGCUGGAUUUGGAUUCAAACAUUAAAAUCAAGAAGUUCAGAUUAUGUUGGACAUACUAAUCUAUAUAGUCCUAUAAAUGUUUUAUGGUGUUUUUUGUUUUAACAUUUUUAAGUAGAAAGAAUUUUUUUUAACUCAGUAUAACAAUUCACUUACAAAAAUUUCCUUUUUUAGCUAACAUUUUAAUAAUUUAAGAGGCUUACUUGAAAUAUAUUUUUAUGCCUCUUGAAGUGUGUGAGUUUCUGGUGAUUUCUGAAAAUACAAAGUCUGUAUAAGGACAUACAUAGGGUUACUGGCCAAAUGUGGCAAACAUGGAUGGAAACCAUGUGGCUAGCCCUUUUUACUUUAAAUUCAUAUGUUUUAUAUAAUCAUGUGUCAUUGUGUUGGAUUUGGGCUCCUUGAGCAAAUACUUCCCAACCAUCUUAGCUUAUCAUUUGCUUGUUCUCAGUGGCAUUUCAGGGGAGGAAACUGAAAUUUAAAGAAUUAGAAGAGAAAUUUUAACUUCAGGUACUAAUGGCUAAUUAGGGGGAUAAAAAUUAAGAGUCCCCCUUGACCUUCAUUUAAAAGUUUCAUUCUUAGUUCAAAUUGUAGUAAACUGUUACCAAAGCAAAGCCUCCUCUUUCUAUCUGUUGGAAGAAAAGUAGUGGUAUUAAAACUAUUUAAGAUUAAUCUAAGGAAUGUGUAAUGGAAU
This is a messenger RNA of Choloepus didactylus (southern two-toed sloth), 2297 nucleotides long. RefSeq names its product coenzyme Q3, methyltransferase (gene COQ3). The transcript is spliced from 7 exons. The record is from RefSeq and is a predicted model, not a curated record. Gene Ontology annotation, biological process: ubiquinone biosynthetic process. The coding region runs from base 26 to 1129 and encodes 367 amino acids. Gene Ontology annotation, molecular function: 2-methoxy-6-polyprenyl-1,4-benzoquinol methyltransferase activity. Lineage: Eukaryota; Metazoa; Chordata; Mammalia; Pilosa; Megalonychidae.